ACCGUCGAGAGACUCCGUGUACUGGUAGUGGUAUAGGGCAUAGCCGCACAGCCUUGCGUAUCCUCGCGCCGAGCAUCGUGCAUCGGCGGUGCCUUGCGCCCAGAUCUGUACGUAUUCUUGCUGCUUGAAAAUGGCAAGUUAUCCACAACCUCCUGGGGCACAGCCCCUUGGUCCUCCAAUAGUGGGACCCACUCCUCCAUCCCAAAAUUUUGUUCCUCCUUUGCCCAUUCAGUUUAGACCAAUGCUUCCAGCAGGACCAGUACAACAACCACAUCAGUUUGUCUCAGCGGCAUCACCACAAUUUCGGCCUGUGGGGCAACCAUUGCCUCCAGCAAAUGUUGGAAUUCCAUCUUGCCAAACACAACCACCCUCUUUUCCUCAAUUGAUGCAACAGAUGCCCCCUAGAUUAGUGCAACCAGGUCCAGGUUCAGCUCCAUCUUCAUCACAAGCUGGUCCAGUGGGAUAUAUCCCAUCAAAUAUGCCCAUCUCAUCUGGCUCAAUGCUGCCACAACAAACUGUUCAGCCAUUAAGCAACCCCCCUAUAAUUGGUGGUGUAGGGAUGCCUCUUUCUUCAUCUUAUACUUUUGCAUCAUCUUAUGGUAUGCCACCAAGCAGUGUCAAUGGUCCAUCUCAGUAUCAGCCAAUAUCACAGAUGCAAACACCUAAUAUGCAAUCAGGUUCGCAACCUUGGGCAUUGACUGGGGGGCAGGGUGGAGUUUCUGUGACACCUUUGGUGCACCCUACACCAAUAUCUUCUGUUGCUGCUGUCACAAUUCCUGAUAAAGGUGUGCAAUUGAGUGCUGCACCAAAUGGUCCACAUAUAUCCUCUGAUUGGCAAGAACAUAUAGCUGCUGAUGGCAAGAGGUACUAUUACAAUAAGAUGACUAGGCAAUCUAGCUGGGAAAAGCCACUUGAACUGCUGACUCCUAUCGAGAGAGUGGAUGCAACAACUAACUGGAAGGAACACACUACUCCAGAGGGGCGGAAGUAUUAUUAUAACAAGGUUACAAAGCAGUCUAAAUGGACAAUUCCUGAUGAGCUUAAGCUGGCCCGUGAACUAGCAGAGAACAUAGGGGUGGAGUCAGCACAUUCAGAGAUUGGAGCAUCACCUACUGUUCAAGUUACUGCUGUGGUUACUGCCACUGAGCCACAUCCAUCUGUAAAAAGCCAAUCUAUUUCUUUAUCAACAUAUGUCAUAACAUCAAGCCCCGGCUCUGUUACAACUUCCAACUCUGUUAACCCAUCCACCAAUACAUCUUCUGUAUCCCCAACUGUUGCUGCAAUACCUUCUAAUGAAACUGACACUUCUGCUGUGAAACCAACAAAUACAAUUGAUAUAACAGAUGUCAAGACAAGUGAUGCUCCUUCAACUAUUCCUGCAUCUGCUUGUCCUGGAAAUGUUGCUGAUUCAAUUGAUACUUUAGAAAGUCCAAUCAAGAUUGAUGACAACAUUUCACUCUUACCACAUACUGCAAAUGUUCCGGAUGGAACUCCUGUUCCUUAUUUGGAGGAAGCCAAACUAAACAGUGUUUUUUCUGCAAAGAACACCAUUGCACCAUUGGAAGAGAAGUCUGUUACUGAUGAAUCUCUGGUUUACGCUAAUAAGCUGGAGGCUAAAGAUGCCUUUAGAGCUCUAUUGGAUUCUGCAAACAUUAAAUCUGACUGGACUUGGGAGCAGGCUAUGCGAGUCAUAAUCAAUGACAAGAGAUACAGUGCAUUAAAAACACUUGCUGAGAGGAAACAAGCAUUCAGUGAGUUCUUGAGCCAAAAGAUAAAACAGGAGGCUGAGGAUAGGCGUAUAAAGCAUAAAAAAGCUCGUGAAGAAUUUACCAGGAUGUUAGAAGAAUGCAAAGAACUCACAUCAUCAACUCGAUGGAGCAAAGCUAUCACAAUGUUUGAGGAUGAUGUGCGAUUCACAGCCAUUGAACGAGCUAGAGAUCGUGAGGAUCUUUUUGAGUCCUAUUUAGCAGAUCUCCAAAAGAAGGAAAGGGCAAGGAUGGUGGAAGAGCACAAGCGAAAUAUAGUGGACUACAAGGCUUUUCUUGAAUCAUGUGAUUUCAUUAAGGCAAACAGCCAAUGGAGGAAAGUUCAAGACCGUCUAGAGAGUGACCCAAGAUGUUCUCAUCUUGAAAAAAUUGAUAGACUGCAGAUUUUUCAGGAUUAUGUAAAUGAUUUGGAAAAAGAAGAGGAGGAACAGAGGAAGAUAAAGAAGGAGCAAUUAAGACGAGCAGAAAGGAGAAACCGUGAUGAUUUUCGUAAGUUGAUGGAAGGACAUAUUGUUUCUGGGGUUCUAACAGCUAAAACACACUGGCGUGAUUACUGUUUGAAGAUUAAAGAUUUGCCAGCAUUUGUUGCAGUGUCAUCAAAUACAUCAGGCGCUACAGCAAAGAACUUGUUUGAAGAUGUUGUUGAGGAGCUAGAGAAACAGUAUCAUGAUGAUAGAACACGGAUCAAAGAGGCAGUGAAGGCUGGAAGAAUUGCUUUGACAUCAGCAACAACAUUUGAAUACUUCAAGGCAACUAUUUUAGAGGACAAUGAUUUGCAAAAACUUUCUGAAAUAAACUUAAAGCUUAUUUUUGAUGAGUUUCUGGAGAGGAUGAAGGCAAAGGGGAAAGAAUCUAAAAAACAUCAGUGUGCUGCAGAUGACUUUACGAAUUUGUUAUUGUCAAUCAAGGGAAUAACUGCAUCCUCAACAUGGUCGGAGUGCUUGCCACUUUUUGAAGAUAGUCAACAGUACAAGUCUCUCGGUGAGGAGACUGUUGGAAAGGAAGUUUUUGAGGACCAUGUUAUGUAUCUGCAAGAAAAGGCAAAUGAGAAAGAGCAGAAGAGAGAUGAUGAAAAGCCGAAGAAAGAAAAGGAGAGAGAAGACAAGGAGAGCAGAAAGGAAAGGAAAGACAAAGCAAGAGAGCGUGAAAGGGAAAAAGGGAAGAGCCGAUCUCGAAGAGCCGAAGACAAUGAGAAGCUUGAUGUUGUGGAUAGCCACACUUUGAAAGACAAGAAAAAGGAUAAGCACAGAAAGCAUAGAAAACGUCACCAUGCUGAUACAGAUGAACUAAGUUCUGAAAAAGAUGAGUCUAAGAAAUCUCACAAGCAUGGUAGUGAUCGAAAAAAAUUCCAUAAGCAUGAGCACUACUCGAGCAACUCAGAUACUGAGAUCAAGUACAAGAAACAGAAGAGGGAACGUGAUGGGCAUCGUAGAAAUGGUGCUCUUGAGGAGCUUGAAGAUGGAGAGCUUGGAGAGGAUGGGGAAAUCCAUUAGUGUCUCCUCUGUGUUUGGCUUUAGUUCAUUUCACAAAUGUUCUUAUUUUGUUAUUUUGACCACCAUUAGUGUACUAUUGGGUAUAGGUAAAUUAGUUUGGUUACAGCUCCCCAGUGUUAGAGCAUCGAUAUGCUUUUCUUAACAUGCCUAAAUAAUAGGACUAAUUGGUUUUUUUUCCUUUGACUUUUGUGCUGUAGUAUGUGAUAAGUUAUGAAAUUGGCUAACAAAUAUGGCAUGAUAAAUUAUUGAUGGAAUGUUGUUCGCCUGCA
Messenger RNA from Dioscorea cayenensis subsp. rotundata (Guinea yam), 3528 nucleotides. Its product is annotated as pre-mRNA-processing protein 40A-like. The coding region runs from base 131 to 3259 and encodes 1042 amino acids. Gene Ontology annotation, biological process: mRNA cis splicing, via spliceosome. Gene Ontology annotation, cellular component: U2-type prespliceosome; U1 snRNP. The transcript has 29 exons. Gene Ontology annotation, molecular function: RNA binding; protein binding. The record is from RefSeq and is a predicted model, not a curated record. Lineage: Eukaryota; Viridiplantae; Streptophyta; Magnoliopsida; Dioscoreales; Dioscoreaceae.